AUGGCGCUGUUAUCGAGCCAAGGAUUUCCGUCAUCCUCCAACUAUGAAAAUUUCACAGGUACCUAUAACUCUAAUUUCGAUGCAGGUACUUCUAACCCCGAUUUUGGUGCUGGCACAUCAAAUUAUGAUACAGAUUGUUAUACUCCGAAUGUGGUGUCUGUCACACAAGGGCUCGAUAAUAUUGAACUUAAUUACACAGAGCCCACCCACUCACAUACUCCAUCCACCUCCCAUUUUAUACCAACUUCUGCAAACCACAUUGCCGAGCCAGAAGACCUUAUUGCGGACAGCCUGGCUAAUGAAUCAGAUGCAGCUUCCGAACCGGAUGAAGUGGAUUAUCCAAUUCCACCUGAGGAUGGAAUAGAAGAUGUUGACAUAAAUGUUGUCGCCGAAAAUGUUGCACAAGGACAUGUAAAAUGCAACCCGUCGUACGGAAUCAAGCAUGUCAUCCAGACUGUGAAAGACCAUACCGGAUACGAUAUAGCAUAUCAAAAGGCAUGGUACAGUUUGAAAAUGGCACGUGAGAUGGUUUAUGACACAUGGGAGAGCUCCGUUCAAAAGCUACCCAAAUACUUGGGAGUUCUCCAAAAAUAUAAUCCAGGAACGAUUGUUGAAUGGCAACAUAAAGCCCGCGACACAUCAACCGGUGCAUAUGUGAUAGGACAGUUGAGCAGACACAUUAUACGAGGGCGACGGGGUAUCUGCCUUAUUUCUGACCGCCAUGCUGGUAUCACAAGAGCUGUACGUGAAUGUCCGGAUUUCGUGCCACCUAACGGCGUGCACCGAUAUUGCUUGCGGCACGUGUGUUCCAAUUUCAACAGUAAAUACAAAAAUGUCGUGUUGAAGGAUCUUUGUUGGAGAGCUGGCUCUGAAUAUCAGAUCAGAAAAUUCAAUCGCACUAUGGAGGAGAUAAAGAAACAGUCCCUCGAGGCGUUUCAGUGGUUAGAUAGGAUCAACAAGGAAAAAUGGACAGCAUCACAUGACGGUGGAUGGCGAUGCGGAAUUCUGACGACAAAUAUGUCGGAAUGCAUAAAUGGAGUAUUGAAAGGGGCUCGCCGCCUACCGUUGACAGCAAUUGCUGAGAUGACGUUUCAGCGAAGUGUCCAUUAUUUCCGUGAGAGGUUAGCAAGAAGUACUGUAAUGUUGACCAACAACCAACUGUGGACGGAUUUUGCAUAUAAGAUGUUCACACGUUGGCAUCAAAAUUCUGUUGAACAUACCGUCACCAAAUUCCAUCAGUUCCAACAGUCCGCCUCGGUUGUUACAAGACGUCACGGUGGACAUGGAGUCAACACCCAUGUUGUCAAAAUUGCGAACCGAGAAUGUUCUUGCGGCAAAUGGACUCAAUUUGGUAUACCUUGCAGUCACGCUCAAAAGGUAUGCGCUGCAUUCAUGAUUAAUGCUGCAUCAAUGGUGAAGGAUUAUUACGAUAUAAUGACUUAUAAGAAUACAUAUUCUAAGUCAUUUGAACCUGUACAUUCCGAAGAUUAUUGGGAUGUACCGGGAUUUGAGUUGGUCCACGAUCCUACUAUUCGCAUCUCUUCGCGCCCUGGGCGAAAUCAACCAACACGUAUUCACAACGAGAUGGAUUGGGCGCAAAGGCGUGCACGACAACAAGCACAACAAAGAAAUUCUUCAACACAAUCGGAUGUGCCAGUACCGGGUAGCCAGGAUUAAUUGUA
Molecule: messenger RNA, 1682 nt
Organism: Sesamum indicum (sesame)
Lineage: Eukaryota; Viridiplantae; Streptophyta; Magnoliopsida; Lamiales; Pedaliaceae
Source: RefSeq, a predicted model, not a curated record